UACAAAACUCACUUGCUUCGCUCCACACACAGUGUUGAAGCGGUGUCUCGUUAACUUGCAUCGAUUCACUCUGCUCAUCUUCCAUCAAUUAUUUCCGUUCUAUCCAUAUAUUUGCAAUUUUUAUCGUGUUCUGAGUCUUGCUUAUGCGUCAUUGUUCGGGCUGGAUACCAGUUAUUUUUAAGUUGGUGCUCCAGACAAUCCGACUACGAGAAAUAGAGGAAAAAUCCUUCGAAACGAGCAGUAGUCUCAAGAAAUAAAGGCGCUGACACACUCUAGCGAGGAUAAUCAAAAUCUUGUCAAAAUAGAUGAAGAAGAUUGUAGAACUAUCAGGAUUGCUAGAAUCAGUGAAGUAACUGCACGUCACAAUCAUCGAUCGAUUCAGUCGGUGACAAAAAUUCGACUUUCGAAAAGUUUUUCGAAAUAAUUUUAACUUGCGGAGGAGAGAAGAAGUUUAUGAUAUUUUUUUUAGUAAUCUUUUUUAUCAACGCUGUCCAUAGAUCUAGCGUAUUCACGCGUCAAGCACAUGUAACAUUAGGACGUGAUAUAUAAUUCAAUAGAAAAUUAAAUUUGAUUAGGUUAAAAAAUAUAGUUGUUGUCGAAGAAAUUGAUCACUAUUAAACUUUCGUUAAAUUGCGUUUGAAACAUCAUAAAUUAAAAAAAUUCUAAUAACGUCUCGAGUGAGUUUCCUGAACAAAUUACUAAUAUAUCUCACGGCGCAAUCGUCCGUUGCAAUUUAGGAAACGAUGCAAACAGCUUUAAUUCUUAGUUUUGUUUUAUCGUGUUUUUUGUACGAUUCUCAUUAAGACAACCAAGGACAAGCAGAACAAUAUGCCGUACUUUCGUCGCAUUGUGUAGACUUCUUGAUGAAUGCACGUGUUGCUGCGCAUCUGCAACACUUCACAAUAUUUAUAAAUAAAUCAGACAUUAAAAAAUGUCAGGCGUAGUGGAAUGGUACAGAGAUUUGAUAGAUAAUAAACAAGAUCCGAGAACGGUAGGAUGGUUCCUAGUAGACAGUCCUGGUCCAAUUUUAACAAUUGUAAUAACAUAUGUGUACUUCUGUGUUUCCGCUGGGCCGAGAUACAUGAAAGACAAGAAGCCGUACGACUUGAAGAACACUCUGAUAGUUUAUAACUUUAUUCAGAUUUUAUUAAGUGUUUAUCUGUUUCAUGAAGGCUUGAUGAGCGGUUGGCUUUACGAAUAUGAUUAUAUCUGCGAACCGGUCGAUUAUUCAUUUAAAUCGACUUCAAUGAGAAUGGCUCGUGCCGUUCACACGUAUUACAUAUGCAAAGUGAUCGAACUACUCGACACAGUAUUUUUCGUGAUGCGCAAGAAAGACCGACAGAUCACGGCUCUGCAUCUUUACCAUCACUCCAUGAUGCCAAUUUGCGCGUGGAUCGGCGUAAAGUUCUUCGCCAGCGGACACCCGACCUUGCUCGGCGUUAUCAACGCUUUUAUUCACAUCUUCAUGUACACGUACUAUAUGCUGACUGCGUUCGGGCCGCAUAUGCACAAGUACGUCUGGUGGAAGAAAUAUCUGACGAUCAUGCAGAUCGUGCAGUUUAUCAUUGUGUUCUGUCACAAUCUUCAAAUGUUGUUCACAAGUUGCAACUUUCCGAAGCCGCUGUCGUUUCUGCUCGUGCUUAACGCCGGCAUUUUUACGUACAUGUUCGGAUCGUUCUAUGUGGAUAAUUAUUUGAAAUCGGACGCGCAACAUAAAUCAAAAACAAAGAAGGACGUUGUCAGUAUUACCAGCGACGGUUCUAAUCAAAUUAGCGAUAAUAAUACACUUGUCAACGAAAACAUUAUCAAUAAGUGCGAUUAAAAAAAACUCACGCUGUAGACUUCGGUGCGAAAUUUUUUAAUCGUGCCGAAUAAGAUAAUUUUUUAAAACAAAAAAAAGUCUUCCAAACAUGAUUUAUCUAUGAAAAAUAGAUCAAAUUAUUUUUUAGUACGCGUAUUUCUUAGAUUCCGUGUAAUGUAGAUGAAAUACAACAGCGCGUUACACGGACAGCGCGACGUUCUCGUGACUUCAGUGUUAUUUCUGCCGAUAUUUCUGCAACUUGACUUACGAAAGUAGGUUAACGAGUACCAAUAAUAAGAGGAAAAAGAAAUUUUGUGAACAAUCGGCUUAAACGUGAUCAUUUCUAUAUACUUACCAAAGUACGCGCCAAAAUAUUUUGCUUAUUAUUAUUUAUACAAAAUUAUUUAUCUAAAAUUACAUGUGCAAUUUUAGACUUUGCGUAAGCAUGAUAUAAUCUGGCGUGAGAUACACGAUUCAAUUUUAUCUAAUUGUUCGUUAAAAAUGUGUAAAAGAUUUAUUUUACUCGUUUUAUAUUAUGAAAAUCAUGUAAAAUGUGUGUGUGUAUAUAUAUAUAUAUAUAUAUAUAUAUAUGUAUAUGCUAGUUUGAUAUGUGAAAAUAAGACGAAAUUUCUCAAUAAUAAAACCUACGUGUAAAAAAAUGAAGUUGCAUGGCAAAGUUAUACAAUUCUAAUGCAAAAUAGUGCAAUCUUUGUGUUGAAAUUUUAGAUCAAACAAACACAAAUUCUUAAUUUAUAAGAAAACAUUUUUGAUACUUUUGUACCGAUACUAUUUGCAAUAAAAGAUGUGAAACAAAUACUAUAUAUAAAUGAAAUUUUCAUAUUAUUAUUUCUAGAUUAGAUUAAGUACUCCGUCUUCGAUAACUGAUAUUGUAGCAACUAAUUGUUGAAGAUAAAACAAUCUGUGUAUAAACUUGUAAACUUGAUAGAUAAACGUGAUAGAUAUA
This is a messenger RNA of Pseudomyrmex gracilis, 2765 nucleotides long. Its product is annotated as elongation of very long chain fatty acids protein AAEL008004-like. The record is from RefSeq and is a predicted model, not a curated record. Gene Ontology annotation, biological process: very long-chain fatty acid biosynthetic process; fatty acid elongation, polyunsaturated fatty acid; fatty acid elongation, saturated fatty acid. The coding region runs from base 932 to 1822 and encodes 296 amino acids. Gene Ontology annotation, cellular component: endoplasmic reticulum membrane. Gene Ontology annotation, molecular function: fatty acid elongase activity. NCBI's taxonomy places the organism in Eukaryota, Metazoa, Arthropoda, Insecta, Hymenoptera, Formicidae. The transcript is spliced from 5 exons.